Molecule: messenger RNA, 2652 nt
Organism: Salvelinus namaycush (lake trout)
Lineage: Eukaryota; Metazoa; Chordata; Actinopteri; Salmoniformes; Salmonidae
Exons: 4
Coding region: 568-2589 (673 amino acids)
Source: RefSeq, a predicted model, not a curated record
UGUCGGCGUCUGCUGCUUGAGUUUAAAGGGCAAGAGUGUUCAUCAUUCUCUCUGCUCAGAGAGAAAACUUUGGACAUUUCAGAGUUUUGAGGAGGAUUUCUAGAACCUAAGGAGAUUAGCCCACGUCAAAAGACUUCGCCUGAGAACUCGCCACAGCAUAAUUUCAGCGAUACUCAUAGAUAUAAAAAGUUUACCAGGUGGGAAGUCAACCGCUGUUUUUGCAUCCUACUUACUGUAAUUGAAAGAUUACGUUUUGUCCAGAAGUAUUGAGGAGUUUCAGCUCCUGAAAGCCGGUUGGUGUGUGUGGGAGUGAAAGAGAUGGUGCGGUUCGGAGCUGAUAGCUGAUGGAGCUGAUAGCUGACGGAGCCGAUAGCCGACGGAGCUGAUAGCUGAGUGAGCUGAUAGCUGACGGAGCUGAUAGCUGACGGAGCUGAUAGCUGACGGAGCUGAUAGCUGAGGGAGCUGAUAGCUGAGGGAGCUGAUAGCUGACGGAGCCGAUAGCCGACGGAGCUGAUAGCUGACUGAGCUGAUAGCUGACAGAGCUGUAGUAGGAUGAGAUGAGAGAGGAUGGAACACUCGGACAGCCCCGCCUCCCCCAGCAGCGACCCCAACGGGUUCGUCAAUAAAGUCUUCAACGUGUCUCUGGAUGUGCAGAAUGAGACCGGCACCGUAUCUAUCCAGGAAACUGGGAAGGGAGAGGGACAGGGAGAGGGUCAAGGAGAAGGUCCGGGGCCAGGCCAAACCCAGAGAGAGUGGCAGGAGGCUGGGGAUAGACAGGCAGAGCCCCAGGCACCCCCUCAGACCCCUGGAAAGGAGCGCCCGGAGGUCAACCGUAGAACAAGAGCGACUGGGGGCAUCUGGAAGAUCUUGACCCGGCGUAGAGUGGCCUCAGAGCUGGAUAACAGAAGACCUCACUCCAUGAUCCUCCCUGGAGAGGAGGCCUUCAUCCCUAAACUGUCCUUCGCUGACAAGGUCCGCUCCAUCAAGAAGCUCCGCUCUCCGGGUGUCUUCAAGGGGAGGGUGGGGAAGAUGUCUGGGUCCAACACUAAGUUCAGAGACGGAGAGACGGAGGACGACUCGUUCUGCCGGGACUUCCUCCCCUCGCCCGGCCUGCACCCCUGUAGGAGCACACUCCGCCACCGUGCAAAGAGGCAUUCGUAUGCCGGACACACCGCCGAGUUCGACUGCUCAUUUGAGGACAUUGAUUUGACAGCUACCCUGGACAGACACCAUCUUCACUCACUAGUGGAGCCUCUUACCCAGAACGGUUCUAAGCCCACAGAGAGAGUCCCCUACUCCAAGAGACCUCAGGUCCAGGCUCAGGCGCAGGCCAAUCACUCCUCUAACUGUAACAGUACCUCAGCAGGAGUGUGUGAGGAGCAGAGUGUGAGGGGCAGCCCCAAGGUCCAGCUGGGUGGGAGGAGAUCUAAGAGAGCUGACGUGUGGAGUUACCUGAGGAGGAUCUCUGUCCUGGGGAAGGGGAACCCGGCCUACUCAGAGAGGAGUUUUGACUCAGAGCUCCACACACUGGACAAGACCAUGGACUCUGACUACGGCUCGGUGGACUUCGAGAGUGUCAGGGACUUUCAACCAGCGGCUCCAAAGCACUCUGACAGCAAAGGCGGACAUUUUGGGGGUCUGAUUAAGUUCUUCAGCAACGUUGCGGAGACGGCUAGAAAAUGGCGGACGUCUUCGCGCUCCUUCUCUCCUCCAGAGGAGGGAGGGGAGCGGUCGCCGCUGGGCUCCCCCAGAGCAGGGCAGCAUCUGGGGGACUACGUCCACAGUGUGUCCCUGACUCUCCGCAGUGAGGACCACCCAGAGUGUCCCCCAACACCCAACUCACCCCUGACCCCUCAUCCCCCUCGCUCCCCUGCCUGUGACCCUGCCUCACCCCCAACUCUACUAGGCAGACGGUCUCCUCAGGUGAUGCUGAAGGCCUGGAGGGUGAGUCCGGACUCAUCAAGCGUUAACGGCCUGGUGUGUGUGAGCUCAUUGGAGACGGACAGACAGAUGGACAGACAGACUGAGAGACACACGUCUGUAGCCACAGUAGAGAAUCACGAGCCACACUCAAGGCUGGAGAGAGAGACUCAGAAAGAGAGAGAGACAGAGGUAGACAGAGACCACUUAGAAUGUCUGUCUACAGUGGAAGAGAGAGAAAGAGAGGGAGGAGAGGGACACUCAGGAAAUUACCUGGAUUCCAAGGAUGCUCUAACUGUCUCAGAGCAGACACACCUUCCAAACGGCCAAUCAGAGUUAUGGGAAGGAGAGAUCGUAGCCACUAAGGAGCCAGCAGGAAACUGCCACCAGGAAGUAUUUAAGGCCCUGUCUCGUCCCCCGGGGGCGUCACCUUUAGAGCCCCCCCUCAGAGUGUCUCUUCAGAGGUGUCACUCCCUCCCUCUCCCCCCCAGCACCCUCACCACUCUGGCCCUGUUCCCGGGAUACACAGACUCCCAGUCAUCCUCAGUGUGUCUUGAUGAUGGAGAGGCUGGCAGCUGCAGGAGGAGACUGCUCAGAACAGGCUCUGGUCCACUACAAGUCAACAUUGUGAGUCACUGCCCACCAUGUCCUAUAAUGUCACUAUAUUAGCCUGUUAGCAUGUUAGCCUGUUAGCAUGUUAGCAUGUUAGCCUGUUAGCCUGUUAGACUGUAA